AUGAGCCCCAUCCCUCCUUCAGGUGUCUGGUGUCCAGCUGUCACAUUCUUCAAUCAUCAGAAUGACACUCUCGACCUUGUCGCUCAGAAACAAUACGAUGCGUACUUGUCAAAGUCUGGCCUCGCGGGACUCGUGAUCCUAGGUACCAAUGCUGAAGCUUUCCUGCUCACUCGAGAAGAACGAUAUGCACUCAUAGCCGCAGCUCGCGAAGCCGUAGGACCAACAUUCCCUAUUAUGGCUGGCGUGGGUGCACACUCAACCAAACAAGUCAUAGAGCUCGUUAAAGACGCAGUUAAAGCAGGCGCCAACUAUCUCCUUAUUCUACCACCCGCGUAUUUCGGCAAAGCUACUUCACCUGCCGUCAUCGAGAGGUUUUACGCUGAUGUCUCAGCAUCUUCUCCCAUUCCGAUAGUCCUCUACAACUUCCCAGGUGUCUGUAACGGUGUCGAUAUGGAUUCCGAACUCAUCACGAAGCUGGCCAAGAAGAAUGACAACAUCGUGGGCGUCAAGCUGACUUGUGCUUCUGUUGGCAAGAUCACACGGCUUACAGGUUCCCUUCCUGCUUCCGAGUUCGCCACUUUUGGAGGACAGUCAGACUUCCUUAUUGGUGGUUUGUCAGUUGGCUCCGCUGGCUGUAUUGCUGCGUUUGCGAAUGUCUUCCCGAAGAGUUUGUCUAGGAUCUACUCUUUGUACAAAGCAGGGAAUGUUGAAGAAGCUCUGAAGCUGCACAGGAUUGCGGCAUUAGCAGAAAGUCCUUGCAAAGACGGAAUUGCAAGUACAAAAUAUGCUGCAGCUAGCUUCAGUGCGAAAGCGGCAGGAAUCGAGGGCGCGGAGGAGAAACUACAGCCUCGGACUCCCUAUGCUCCACCGUCAGAAGAUACUAAGAGUCGUCUCAGACUGAAGUUGAAAAGACGUCCUCCUCUCUCCCCCUUGCACUUCCCUCCAGUAUCCAAAAUGUCUUCUUCUACAGCCGCGCUCUCGCGGACUUUGAAAACCAUCACUCUUACCAAAAUCAAUGAGCUUGAGAAACAGCGCAAAGCAUACGCUCAAUCCAAAAAUGCCAUUCUCCAAGCUGCCGCCGAGGCUCCACAUCAGCGUGAGAGAGUCCUCCGGCUUCUGGAAGGGGUUGAAGACCUCAAUCGUACUUCGAUCUCAUCCUCAGUGGACUUCUCGAAUAUCCGCCGAUGGUUGUUCCAGUCACACUACGACUCUUCCAUCCCCGACGCCACGUUGAACGACUUUGAGACACAACUACAUGCUCAGUUGGAAGUUCGCACUAGGAGACUAGACCUUGGUCGCCUUUAUUCCAGUCUCCUGACCGAGUGGCUAGAUGCAACCGACUCAUCUGAGGACCAGACUAUGGAAGUGGAUGACGAAUCUUUGGAGGAAUCAUUCGAAGUCAUCGAGAAAGACCGGCUAAAACAGCUGACGGAGAAGUUUGCAUCCGUUGCCUUCUCGCCAUUGGAGACUGAUGUAGACGAAAUCGAAGACUACCUUGGGGGUUUAUUCCAAGGAGACAUUGGCGAAAAGGCACUCGAACGUCUUCGGAUAGCGACGUACAACAAAGGCGUCCACAUACUGAGAAACAAGACUGUCUUCGACGAGCGCACGAUCAAAUGGUGCCUGAAAGGACUACUCUCGAAUGAUCUACUUCGAGACGACAAGAAAGUUAUUUUGGAGGAGUUCCUUCAGGAUCAGGUCGCUCGUACAGAAAUCUGCGACGUGCUGAACAUGAAGUUUGCGGACCUCGAAAAUUGGAAUUGGGAUGCUGGACCUGAAGGGUUGCCAGUUGAACCCAGGCGUCAAUUGAAUGGCAAAUAUAGGAUUAUGAUGGAUGAAGAUGUAUUGGACGCCAUUUUCCUGCAUUAUAUCGGUAUGAUGUGGUCGGUUGGGAUGAAAGGCAUCCUUUGUGAAGUUGGAGACACUCCUGGGCUAUGGAAGCAAGAUGUCAACAUCUCUCGGGAGGUAAAAGACCGCAGACGAUAUUACUUAGGCGAAUAUAGUUCCGGACUGGAGGCCGGAGGUAGUGUUGAGAAGGCAAGGCAGGACAUGUAUCGCAGAGAUUUUUUCCUGUCCCAACUGCCUUCCUCAGUCAUGGAAGGCGCCGGAGGCUAUGACGACGACGAAACCGAGAGCAAUGAUUGGGACUUUGAUUCUUCUGACAAGAAGUCGCCGAAACAGGUCAAGCAGCAGCUUCUUAGGAUCUUGGCGACAGAAGUCCAGCUUCAGAAGAACAUCAAUGGCCGAGUCGCUGUGGUACAGUCAGACUUUCAAUGGUUUGGAACGUGCCUCCCUCACAGCACUAUUUUUGCCGUUCUGAGAUUUGCCGGUAUGGACGAAGAAUGGAUCAGCUUCUUCAGAAAAUUCCUCGAGGCUCCUCUGAACAUGGGUCCGGUAUCAGACCACACAGAGCAGGUGCGUGUGAGGAAAAGGGGAACACCAAUGGCACACGCUUUGGAGAAGUUUUUGGGCGAAUUGGUAUUGUUCUUCAUUGAUCUUGCAGUCAAUCAAGAAGCAGGGAUGUUGCUUUACCGAUUCCACGACGAUUUGUGGCUUGUUGGUGAGCCUGAACGAUGUGCGAGGGCGUGGAAGUCGAUGGAGCGAUUCUCGGCUAUCAUGGGUCUCGAAUUCAACAAGAGCAAAACAGGCAGCGCGUUCUUGACAAAGGAGGAAGAGCUUACCUAUGAGGACUCCGAGACUGUAGCCGGGCUUCCUCCCGGUCCUGUUUCUAUCGGCUUCCUGAACCUCGAUUCAGGAUCUGGAGAUUGGGUAAUCGACGAGAAGAAGGUAGGCGCCCAUGUCAAGCAGCUUUCAAAACAACUGUCCGGUGCUCCUAGCAUCUUAGCUUGGGUGCAAACAUGGAACAGCUGUAUUGGACGCUUCUUUGGCCAUACCCUUGGAGAGCCUGCGAACUGCUUCGGUCGCGCACACGUGGAUUCAAUCUUGGAGACACACAAACGGAUCCAGGAUGCUAUCUUCCCAGGUAGCAACGCAUGUACAUUCCUGAAAGAUCUGAUCAAAGAGCGAUUUGGAGUAUCCGACGUUCCCGAUGCAUUCAUAUUUUUACCAGAGUCUUUGGGAGGUCUCGGUGUUCGCAAUCCAUUCAUUGGUCCUUUUUUGGUACGCGACAAUGUCUGCGAAAGUCCCUCAAAGCUUAUAGAGAGCUUUCUUAAGCAAGAAGCGGAUGCAUAUCAUACAUGCAGACGAGAAUUCGAGGAGCUGAGCCAGCAGGGAAAGAAAAGGAGACUGCGAAUCAUCUACACCGAUGAGUAUGGAGACGCUGAUCCAGCACGAACCUUGCAAGAUGCAGAGACUUUCAUGAGCAUGGAGGAAUUCGUCUCCUGCAGAGAAUCGACCAGUCCCGAGUUGACCUCUGUUUGGGAAGAGCUUAUGGAAGUCCCAAAGAAAAAGGAGAUUGUCGCAUCCACCAAAGUCGCGCAGACACCCGGGAGAUUGUCGUAUUCGCAGCCUGAAUUAUCCAGAAAUGACAUGAAGAGCGAAAUCAGAUGGAUUCUGCAGAUGUAUGAAAAGGAGCUGAUCGAAAAAUGUGGGGAAAUGAGUAUCGUGGAAAAGAGUCUGUUGCCACUGGGUAUCUUGACGAUCUUGCGCAAGAAAAAGGUUGCUUGGCAGAUGGUCUUAUAG
Mollisia scopiformis is the source of this 3642-nucleotide messenger RNA. RefSeq lists its product as uncharacterized. The record is from RefSeq and is a predicted model, not a curated record. Gene Ontology annotation, molecular function: lyase activity. The coding region runs from base 1 to 3642 and encodes 1213 amino acids. NCBI's taxonomy places the organism in Eukaryota, Fungi, Ascomycota, Leotiomycetes, Helotiales, Mollisiaceae. The transcript has 3 exons.